Zophobas morio is the source of this 738-nucleotide messenger RNA. RefSeq lists its product as uncharacterized. The record is from RefSeq and is a predicted model, not a curated record. The transcript is spliced from 3 exons. The coding region runs from base 182 to 514 and encodes 110 amino acids. NCBI's taxonomy places the organism in Eukaryota, Metazoa, Arthropoda, Insecta, Coleoptera, Tenebrionidae.
GGUGCGCCGCUCUAUACAGGGUGACGAAAAAUUGUGCAAUGAGCCCGUUUUGACAGCGUACGCACCAAAAGCCUAUAUAUACGAAGCCGCCUCCUUCGCCGCAUCACAGAUAUCACAGCAAGCGCCGUGUAACAAUCGAGAUAUCUAGUCGGCUCUGAUCGAGUGACAGUGCGCGGUCAAAAUGAAUACGGUCACUGUGUGUGUGUUCACCUUGGUUUUGGUGAUGAGUGUACAGAACGUCUUCGCCGGACCCAGAUACAGGGUCAAGCGGGUCUCGGACGCCCAUCUGGCGGACCUCCAGUCCAGAAUAGCCCUCAACAAUAAAAUCAAAGGCAUCUCGAUUACCAUGCCGGUGGGAGGCGGCCGGAUCGACCCCCUCAGGAUAGGGCGAAGGCGCCGAUCGCAGUCCAGAUUUCUUGACGUGCUUUUCAACCAAUCGGAGGAAGAUAAGGGUGACCCUGUCGAGCUGAACGAUUACGACAGCCUAAUCCAGAGAUUAAGGAACUUCGAAUAAUCUCGUUUCGUUUUUUUGUGAUUGGUUGUGAGAGUUUUUAUGAUAGAAGAGUGUAUUGUAAAUUAUUUUAACAAACAGUAUUACCUAUUACUUAAGUAGCUCUAUUCUAGUCCAUUAUUUAUUUUAAUUUAUUCUGUUUUGUAAUCUCGGGCCUGAGGGCCGUUUUGUACGAUUGUUUGCACGUUAUUGUUAUUUUUUUACGACAUUAAAGAACUAGAACAGUU